This is a messenger RNA of Nerophis lumbriciformis (worm pipefish), 1644 nucleotides long. The record is from RefSeq and is a predicted model, not a curated record. Lineage: Eukaryota; Metazoa; Chordata; Actinopteri; Syngnathiformes; Syngnathidae.
AUGAGAGUUACAGGAUUAUUGGUCCUGCUGAUCGGACUAUGGGAGCAAUCGCACUCUCAGAGCGGCGCACCAAUGUUCCAGGAAGUUACACAGACAAUGCUUCCACCUGACAGCCUGCACAAUCCAACACAGCUCAACUAUGGAAUGGCAGUAACAGACGUAGAUGGUGAUGGUGAUCUCGAAGUGGUCGUGGCCGGAUACAACGGGCCUAACCUGGUGCUGAAAUAUGAUCGCACUCAGAAUAAGAUGGUAAACAUUGCUGUCGAUGAUAGCGCCUCACCCUACUACGCCCUGAGGGAUGUAGGAGGGAAUGCUAUAGGAGUCACAGCCUGUGAUGUAGAUGGAGAUGGACGGGAGGAAAUCUACUUCCUCAACACAAAUAAUGCCUAUUCUGGACAGGCCUCUUACUCUGACAAGCUCUUCAAAUUUCGUAAUGGUCGCUUUGAGGAUCUGCUCAGCGAUGAAAUCAAUGUGCGCCGUGGCGUCGCUAACCGUUUGGCGGGACGUUCUGUGGCCUGCGUUGACAGAAAGGGAACAGGCCUCUACGCAGUCUAUGUGGCAAACUACGCCAGUGGCAACAUUGGGCCCCACGCGCUCUUAGAGAUGGACACGGCUGCCAGUGAUGUGGCAAGAGGCAUUAUCGCUCUGUCUGAUGUUGCUGCCGAAGCCGGAGUCAACAAGUUCACAGGCGGACGUGGCGUUGUGGUCGGGCCUAUCCUCAGUGAUACAAGUUCUGAUGUUUUUUGUGACAAUGAAAAUGGACCCAACUUCCUUUUCAAAAACAACCAAAAUGGAACUUUCGUUGAUGUUGCCAAAAAGUCAGGUGUGGAAGACCGAACCCAACAUGGUAGAGGAGUAGCACUUGCUGAUUUCAACGGUGAUGGAAAGACUGACAUUGUGUACGGCAAUUGGAAUGGCCCCCACCGGCUUUACCUGCAGGGCAGCAACUCUAUUUUCAGGAAUAUCGCAACUGCAGGAUUUGCAUCCCCUUCCCCAAUUCGCACGGUGAUAGCAGCUGACUUUGACAAUGACAAGAAACUUGAGGUGUUUUUCAACAAUAUUGCUUACAGAGGAAAUUCACCUAACAGACUCUUCAGUGUGUCAAGAAGAGCCAAUGCUGACCCUUUAAUCCAGGAGCUUAAUGUUGGAGAUGCUGCAGAGCCUCAAGGCAGAGGAACAGGUGGCACUAUCACAGAUGUGGAUGGAGACGGGCAGUUGGAUCUUCUGCUGGCACAUGGAGAAAGUGCGGCGCAACCAAUCUCUGUCUUCAAAGUCACACAGGGCUCAACAAAUAAUUGGCUCAGAGUCAUCCCUCGCACCCAAUUUGGCUCGUAUGCGCGAGGUGCUAAGGUAACAGUUUUCACCAAGAACAGUGGAGCUCAUAUGCGCAUCAUUGACGGAGGAUCUGGGUACCUGUGUGAAAUGGAACCUGUAGCCCACUUUGGUUUAGGAAACGAUGAUGUGUCUGUGCUGGAGGUUUCUUGGCCCGAUGGUCGCGUCGUCACACGUGUUGUUCAGCCUAGUGAAAUGAAAUCAGUGGUGGAAAUAGUGUAUCCCGGGAACACAGAAAUGUCCACGCUUGACAAUAACACAGAGUGUGGUAAAGGAUUUACUGUGACAAACGGCCGUUGCACAGGCAUCUGA